UUUUUACGUUGCUAUAUAUUUACAUAGGUGAGGCGAGGUGCUGACAGAGCAGAGAUAUAUAGUUUGGCUUUCUCAGAAAACAUGCAAUGGUUAGCAGUUUCAAGUGACAAGGGAACUGUCCAUGUAUUCAGCCUCAAGAUUAAUUUGGGAUUGACAGGAAAUGACAAGCCUCGUCCUGCACCAGAGCUAAAUGUUCCAGCUCCAAGUUCAUCCUUGUCCUUCAUUAAAGGAGUCUUGCCGAAAUAUUUUCAUUCAGAAUGGUCAGUGGCUCAGUUUCGACUGCAUGAAGGUUCUCAGUGUAUUGUUGCUUUCGGCCAUCGGAAGAAUACCAUAGUUAUCCUUGGGAUGGAUGGGAGCUUCUACAGAUGCGAAUUUGAUCCAACCAAUGGCGGAGAGAUGAAGCAACUAGAAUGUUACAGCUUCUUGAAACCCGACAAAAUCUCGUAAUGGAGCUGUAAAAGUGUUUCUAAAUACGGCCAUUUGUACAAGAAUAGAACCUGGAAGAUCACUUAUUUACAAACUGAAAGAAAUUGUAAAUAUAUAUUAUGGUUUGCAAAUAUUACUGUCAUGUAUUAUAGAUAUUCCUUGUGAAUAUACAUAUUUAAACGCAUUAGUUGGUACCGUGCAAUUGCA
Asparagus officinalis (garden asparagus) is the source of this 633-nucleotide messenger RNA. Its product is annotated as autophagy-related protein 18a-like. Gene Ontology annotation, cellular component: extrinsic component of membrane; cytosol; phagophore assembly site membrane. Gene Ontology annotation, biological process: protein lipidation; protein localization to phagophore assembly site; autophagy of mitochondrion. The transcript has 3 exons. The coding region runs from base 82 to 447 and encodes 121 amino acids. NCBI's taxonomy places the organism in Eukaryota, Viridiplantae, Streptophyta, Magnoliopsida, Asparagales, Asparagaceae. Gene Ontology annotation, molecular function: protein binding; phosphatidylinositol-3,5-bisphosphate binding; phosphatidylinositol-3-phosphate binding. The record is from RefSeq and is a predicted model, not a curated record.